UAUCGCCGGUGAUCGAUCCAGUCCAGUUCCGCAAUAGUUCCCCUCCUUUUCCCAAGUCUCCGCCCCUGCAGACACCACUAUUUACAACCAAGGUUAGGGUAUACCCUUGCCAAGCAUUGGGUUAGUCAAGGGCACCACUGUAACAGGAAGUGAAAAAUGCAAGUCAAAACUGGGAUUAUUUCUUGGUGCCUCCGAAAUCUACACGGACGCUCAACCAUCUGAGCUACCUUGUCGACCAAUUCCAGUGCCGUUACAUUACUUCUUCCCUAUCCAAGUUUUCUACCUUUAAGGAGUCACUAUUUACAAUAAAAGCUCGGGCAUCCCAUUGCCAAGCGUACACCCUGUACUUGAAACUGGGGUUUGUCACAGGCACCUAUGCAACAGGAGGGGACAUACGCACAACCAGACCGGGAUUCCAGCCUGGGACCUCCGAAAUUUAGAUGGACGCUUAAAACCACUAGAGCUACCUUGAGUGACGACCGACCCAGGCCAGUUCGGCUGCAGUAUAUGUAAAAAUAUGACAAUACAUAACCUAAGUUAUGCUGACACUACUAUCGCGAAAUUCAUGUAGUGAGGUGAAAUAUACUAUCUACACUAUCAGCAGGUGUACAUACGACCUGACCAUGGCUAAGACAACAGAUUACUGGGUGGAAGGAUUAGCAGCUGCUGUCUUUACUCCAUUUGACGAAAAUAGGCAGUUGGACUUAUCCAAGAUCGAGCCAUAUUGUGACCAUCUGUUGAAGCAUAAUGUCCGUUAUAUAUAUGUCAAUGGUACCACGGGGGAAGGGAACUCCUUAACUUUACAGGAACGUAAGAUGGUUGUUGAGAAAUGGAUCGAGGUAUCAAAAAAGAGGUUAUCAGUGAUGGUCCAUGUCGGGUGUAUGAACCUCACAGAAAGUCUUGAAUUGACUCGCCAUGCUGAACAAGCAGGAGCUGAUGCCAUAGCGACACUUCCGCCAUUGUUCUUUAAACCAACCAACAUAGAUGCCCUGGUGCGGUAUUGCAAGGCGGUUGCCGAUACUGCUCCCCACCUGCCAUUCUAUUAUUACCAUCUCCCUAUCAUGUCGCACGUAAAUCUGAACAUGGAAGACUUCCUUAACCGUGCUAAGGACGAAAUCCCCAACAUGGCCGGGCUGAAGUUCUCUGAUAAAGACCUGGUGGAUUUGAUUGGUUGCAGCUUUGUGGAUGGGGGACGCUACAAUUUGUUGUACGGCUGUGACGAGCAACUGAUGGCAGGUCUGGUGACAGGAGCUCACGGGGCUGUAGGCAGUCUACACAACUUCAUGCCAGACCUUUAUAACAGGAUGAUACAGCAGCUGAAGGAAGGGGACUUCGAUAGUGCUAGGAAGGAACAGAUACAGGGACAACGUCUGUGUAGGAUUGUGUACCGUUAUGGGUCGAUUUUGGGAGGAAAUGUCGCAGCGCUCAAGGCCAUUAUGUCUAUGAUAGGGCUAGAUAUGGGCCCUCCAAGGGAGCCGAUGAGAGCUAUAACAUCAGAGGAGUUCGGCAAAUAUAAAUCAGAAAUUGAAAGUAUAGGAUUUUCCGAAUGGCACUAAAUAAGCUUUCUGAUUAAAAGUUGUAACUUUUAGAUUAGAACGGUUAAUUUAAUACUCCAGGUUUUUUCAGCGAGAGUAUAUUUUGCGCUCUUGACAUUGACAGGAUGUUGAAAGAAGCUUUUAAAAGGAAUAAAAAUAAUAUUUUGUAUAUUUUUACACAGUAUUGAAGUAUUUAAACGGUGAAAAAGGAUAACUUAAAAAGGCAUCAGUCACAUGAAACACUAGAUCUAUGACUCUGAUAAUACUUUGACAUAAGAAAGCGUGAUUGUGGUGAAAUGAUAGCUCGUAAAAAAGGCACGAUGAAGGUUAAAUUGUCUGGAUAAGCAUGUUAUUUUUGGUGUAUUUUAUUUUAAAGGUUUAUUUAAAAAAAAAAACUCAUCUCCAGAUUGGUACGAAGAUGAAGAUAAGCUUGUUACAUGAAAUCGUUUGUACUAGAGUCAUUUUAGUUUUCAAAAGUAAAGGACUCUUUUGCAUAUUUACUUGGCAAACGUUCUUAGUUAAAAUGGUUUACUGGAGGAUCUUGGGCUUAUUCAAACAAAUUACCAUAUCAACUCUUAACUAACGCACUUACCACUGUUAAACGUCAAUUCAAACUUAUUGUUCUACUGCAUAUGGAUCAAGGAUAAUUAAGAACAGUUUUUACUUAUAAUGGUUAACUGCAAAAUCUCAUUUUGAUUUAUUUAAUUAAGUAACUUUCCAACUUGAAACUACUGUACUUACUCAAGUAAAAAAAAAAACUUAAAACAGGUUGUUGUACGAUAUAUUCACACAGCGAAAUUAAUCAAAUGUGGAUUUAGAUAACUCUUUAGAACUUCUCAAAAACCCUUAUUCUUUUGACAUCGGAACACUAUUUAUUAUCCUUAAACGAAAACAAACCUCUGUAAGCUUUCUUAUUAGUAUGCCAAUCUUUCUUUCCUUAAUACUGGUAAACGCUGAUAUACGUAUAUCAUUUACAAUAUAAAUAGGAAUUACUUGGCGAACGUCACUACUAGUUCUGCGAAAAUAUGUUUCAACAGACUAUCGAUACUCCAGUGAUUACAGAUUGUUCACCGCUUACAGCUGAUCCUUUUUGUACUCAUAGGAAACUGUAUUUAUAAAAUAACUCUAAAAUAUAGAAGAUAAUGAACGUGCUCAUUCCUUAAUGCACAUUUUCAGAUACAAAUGUGCAUUGUUGAGGUUUAUUUUCUAUAAUAGGACAAAUAGGACUGUCAGAACAUACUUGCAUAUCAUUAACCAUCUGGAACCAAAAAUCAAAGAUUCUUACCCGUUUUUUUUUAAUAUGUUGUAGUUUUCACAGGUUUAAAUCCAGAAAUACUUGAUACAUUUCCCGCAAAAGUACAACUGCUGAAAUAAACGGAUCUGAUGUU
Mizuhopecten yessoensis (Yesso scallop) is the source of this 2923-nucleotide messenger RNA. RefSeq names its product N-acetylneuraminate lyase B-like. Gene Ontology annotation, biological process: N-acetylneuraminate catabolic process. The transcript has 10 exons. Gene Ontology annotation, molecular function: N-acetylneuraminate lyase activity; 4-hydroxy-tetrahydrodipicolinate synthase activity. Bases 540 to 1556 code for a protein of 338 amino acids. The record is from RefSeq and is a predicted model, not a curated record. NCBI's taxonomy places the organism in Eukaryota, Metazoa, Mollusca, Bivalvia, Pectinida, Pectinidae.